Messenger RNA from Exophiala aquamarina CBS 119918, 1371 nucleotides. RefSeq lists its product as uncharacterized. The record is from RefSeq and is a predicted model, not a curated record. The coding region runs from base 1 to 1371 and encodes 456 amino acids. NCBI's taxonomy places the organism in Eukaryota, Fungi, Ascomycota, Eurotiomycetes, Chaetothyriales, Herpotrichiellaceae. Gene Ontology annotation, molecular function: transmembrane transporter activity. Gene Ontology annotation, cellular component: fungal-type vacuole membrane. The transcript is spliced from 4 exons. Gene Ontology annotation, biological process: transmembrane transport.
AUGAAGAACGAAUUUGACGCUGAGAAGGCGGAUGGCAUACCGUCGAAUGCGUCUCGAGCCCCAACCAACGAGGAGCGAAUACAUGAGCCUGUCCCUGGAGAACCUCUGGAACAGACAUCUUCUCAAGCACCACCGGCGACCACAUUUCUCACCAAAACGCUCUCCAGAGUGCGUACCAGGGACAGCAUUGAUCCGGGCCCACCACCAGAUGGAGGAUUUCAGGCGUGGUUCCAAGCUUGCCUGGGUCACCUUGUCAUCUUCAACUCCUGGGGCUACAUCAACAGCUUUGGCCUGUUUCAAACCUAUUAUGUGAACGUGAUGCAGAUUGGUGGCGAAAGCUCUGUGGCUUGGAUUGGAACCACCCAGGUGUUUGUUUUGUUUGGCAUUGGGACGUUUAGCGGCCGAGGAUUAGAUGCUGGAUACUUCCGGAUUCAGUUCAUUCUGGGGAGCAUCAUAUAUGUCACCGGAAUGUUCUUGACCAGUCUUUGCACGCAGUACUACCAGAUAUUCCUUGCACAGUCGAUCUGUGUGGGAAUUGGACUGGGCCUCUGUUUUGUGCCGACCCUGGCUUUGAGGUCGAUGGGUCUAGCCAUUGCAGUGACGGGCUCAACCACGGGUGGAUUGGUAUUUCCUGCAAUCGCAGAAUCGAUGCUCCCUUCCGCUGGCUUCCCCUGGGCAAUGCGGGCCAUGGGAUUUGUACAGAUGGCCCUGGCAAUCGUGACCGCGAUUUUCCUCAAGCCACGCCUCCCUCCCCGAAAGAGUGGCCCCCUCGUGGAGUGGGCAGCAUUUCGAGAAACUCCAUACACGCUCUACUGCCUUGGGACGUUCUUAUACUAUUGGAGCGUGUAUGUUGGGUUUUUCUUUGUGGGUAGCUUUGGUAGAAAUGUGCUGGGGACAAGCCAGUCGACGAGUAUCAACUUGCUCAUGGUAUUGAACGGAGUUGGAAUUGUCGGACGGACAGUCCCAAAUUAUGUGGCACAGAAGUGGACGGGUCCUUUGAACCUGAUGCUACCAUGUGUUGCAGUUGCUUUCAUCGUUCUAUACUGCUGGAUCGCCGUGGACUCAGUGGCUGGAUUGUGGGUUUUCACAAUCGUAUACGGCUUUGCUGCACAUGCUUUGCAGGCAUUAUAUCCUGUUGUACUUACCAGUUUGACGUCUGACCAGAAAAAGGCAGGAGUUAGGGCGGGGAUGGGAUUUACAAUUGCGGGGUUCGCUGUGCUAACAGGCCCACCGAUUGCAGGAGCUCUGGUGCAACAAGCUCAAGGCAGUUACCUUGGUCUUCAAUUGUUUUCCGCAACGAGUAUGUUGGCUUCAGCACUGGUGUUUGCGAGUGUCCGAUGGUCUGUUGGGUGGAGACCGACCAAGGUGUAA